GCACGUGCUCCAUUUGGACCUCAACAGCGUUCGCCACGGUUACUCCCAACUCGAUGGCCGACCCACUCGUUCAAGAGGCUGCAGCUUCGCAGAGGCCUACAGCGGCCGCGACGCCCACGCUCCCAGGGUGACGUUCUCAUAGGAGGCGCGAGGGACUGGCGCCAUUUACUGAGGCAUCUUGGCCGGCCAGCCAAUCAUGGGAGCGCAGGACACCCACGGGAUCCCUCUCCCAGCGCUGCGACACGAAAGAGCCCACGCGACACCCCAAUGCUGAUAAUGCACGCCAUACAUUGUCUCUGUCGUUCCUUUAUCCCCUCUUUGUCGCUCUCUGACUUAUUCUACGCGCGGGACACAGGCUGAAGACGUUCUAUGAGCGCCUUUACUCCCAUCAUGCCUCGCCCAAACCUCCCUCCGACUCCCCAGCCGUCGACAGACAUCACCGGCAAGAGCAGCGCCAAUGCCCCUCAAUUGGAGACGAGCUUCAACUUGCCACCUGCAGCACUGGGUGGCAGAGGAAGUGUAGCUAGCUCUUCUGGUAAAUCCGAAAAUGCCUCAGAUUCGUCCUACCGGCCGCCUUCCCCGUCGUCCCCAGUCGCGACUUCCAAGCCCGGUCAUGCGCGCAAACGCUCCCAGCAGAGCAUCAUCACCAGGGACGACUAUUCUCUCCCGCCUCCGCCUACCCGAUCACGUAAGAUCAUUCAGAUGAAGCCUAAGGAUACCCAAGAAACGCCCAAGACCUCGUCUAAAAUACAGGAUGCGAAGACCACGACCGCUGCCACUAAUGGUACCAAAAGGAAGCAGGCGGGUAACGCCACUGCUGCAGGUCGUAAAAUUGCAAGGAAGACGGCACACAGUCUGAUCGAGCGGAGGAGAAGGUCCAAGAUGAACGAGGAGUUUGGGGUACUCAAGGACAUGAUUCCGGCGUGUAGAGGACAAGAGAUGCAUAAGCUGGCCAUUCUACAGGCAUCCAUCGAGUACAUGCGAUACCUCGAGCACUGCGUCUCCGACCUCAAGACCGCCAAUUCCCGCCGCGACUCCCCAUCAUCUGCUACCUCCGAGCUCCCUCCACCGCCAGUCAGACGCAUGCACGACGACGACGAAGACGAAGAGCAAGACGAAGAGAUGGAAGACGCCGUAUCACCCACCUACGUCGAGCCGCCACCCGCCCAAUCCAAAUACACCUUCGCCCAAGCCUCGCCUGCCAUCUACCCCUCCGACCGAAGCGUAUACACCCACUCAACUACCACAUCCCCAGCCAUCAUGCCCCACGAUCGCAACGGGCACUACUCGGCGAACCCCUCCCCCGCGUUGCGCCCGUCCGACCCACACCAUUACUCGCUCGGGCCAGCCUCAGUCCGCUCCACAGUAACUUCGCCUUCGAUCCACCCUUCGCCUGCUUUCAGCGCUCACACACCAUCUGCAACCCACUUCAGCAACCCCUUCCACAACGGCCCUCCUAGCACAGGUCCUGUAGCUGCUCCUGGUUCAUCGCAUGGCUCCGUCCAUUUCGCGUUGACGUCACCGGCGCUGAAACCACAGGCUGAUCGUGAGGACCAGGAAGCUACGGAGGCUUUGAUGAUGUUGAAUACCGACCGUCGUAGCUGGAGUGGUGCUAGGGGUAUGAGUGUGAAGGACCUUCUUAGUGGAUAGGUCGCAUGUACGAGACGUAUGACGAACGCUGUGGCGUUCAAUGGGGCUAGUAAAAAUGGGUACUGGGUGGAUGUCUGUUUACUGUUUUGGCGCUGGUGGCUUUUCUGAUGUUUAGCUUCUUGGAGCUAUGUUCUCAUGCUUUAGGUAGACUUUUCAUAUGUUUAUGUCUUCUGGGCGGACGAAGGGAGGUUAAUGGUGCGGACGACUCGUUUCACGUACGACAAAAGUUGAUGCAGCAUACCUCGAUGAACAUACACACGAAAGAUGACUGACAUGUUUCCCUACAUGUUUCUACUCCUCAUUCGUUGUGCAUGAUGAGCAAACAUGACAGUCUUGCUACCAUGUCUUUUCAUUGUGAGUGAACCAUAUUCACCAAUAACAUGAUCGGAACCUGACAUCCCCACCAACAUC
Molecule: messenger RNA, 2061 nt
Organism: Alternaria rosae
Lineage: Eukaryota; Fungi; Ascomycota; Dothideomycetes; Pleosporales; Pleosporaceae
Exons: 2
Coding region: 370-1650 (426 amino acids)
Molecular function (GO): protein dimerization activity
Source: RefSeq, a predicted model, not a curated record